GCAUAGUUGAAAUCAUGAGAUAGUUGUCCAGAAACUUCAAACUCUUCGAUGCAUGAUGGUUGAACUACUAAUAAGUCGACAUCGUCACGUAUUUCUACUCCUGUUCAUAGUCUGUUCUGUAAUAACCACUGUUUAUGGAUACGGGGCAUAUCGAGAUCAAAUACCUAACGGAAAUAAUGUACCACAUCCUUGUAAACCCAAUUACAAGUGGAAUGGAGUUGGACAUAAAAACGUAGACGGUGGUGGAAACAGGAAUCCAUUUGGUGUAGAUUUUGCCGCUGCCAAUAAAGAAUGGACUACGGAUUUCUGUCAGAAAGAUUCUGAUGGUGAUGGAAAAUCAAAUGGAGAAGAACUCGGUGAUCCAAAGUGUGAGUGGACUGCUGGUGGUGUACCUUCCAGUACCGAAAAUCUAUCACAUCCCGGUGUCUGUGAACCUGUGGAUGAUGUAAAAUGUAAAGAACAAUCAGACUGGGUAAAUGAAGCAUGUGAAUAUGAUACUUUUGACUGUACUGGUAUUAAAGAACAGGGAGUCAAACAGAUGAGCUUUAGGUUCCCACCAACACCUGUACCGGCUAAAGAAACAACAUAUAUGUGUAUGGAAUUUGAGCUGGAUGUAAGUGAUGACUUUCAUUUGAUAGCAACUGAACCCAUCAUAAAUAACACCAAUGUUAUGCACCACGCCGUAGUUUUUGGAUGCAAAGAUGGAAUUCGAGACUACUUAUAUAAUUUCACACACGAAUGUGGCAUGGUAGCUAGUAGAAAAUGUUCCCAGAUUUUAAGUAUUUGGACUUUGGGGAGCUCUGGAGAGUGUUUCCAUGAUCAAGUUGGUUUUAGACUUGGGAGUAAUGGAUAUAAGCGAGUUGCCCUGCAGUUCCAUUGGAAUAAUCCCGGUUUAGUUGAUAAUUAUAUUGAUGAAUCUGGUAUGAUAUUAUAUUAUACUGCUAAUAAACGAGAAAAUGAUGCUGGUAUUUUAACUAUUGGAGCUGAUUAUUUAAACAUUCCACCUUUAACUGCUUCAACUGAACAGACCUCAGUAUGUCCUGGUUCCUGUUCCAAAAAUUUUAUGAUUGGUACAAUUUAUGUGGUUUCAGCCUUCAAUCACAUGCACUAUUUAGGUAAAUCUCAGAAGAUAGAAUUAUUUCGAAAUGGUGUUAAAAUACAAGAUAUAACUAAUGAUCCCGUAUAUAAUUAUGAUAGUCCAAUUAUUCAUGAGCUGUCACCAAUCAUAGAGGUUCGACCUGGAGAUACACUAUCCACAACAUGUACUUUCGAUUCACGAUCCAGGAACACUACCACCUAUUUCGGGGAUGCUACCAGUGCUGAAAUGUGUUAUGGAUUUAUAACAUAUUACCCGAAGGAAAAUGUAGACAAGGAAUUCUGUACUGCUUGGGAAACUCUUCCCAAUUGUUUCCUCGAAGGUGAUCUUGAUGAGGACACUAAAUUCUUUUACAAAGGAUGCAACGCCUACACGUUCAGAAGAUUGGGAAAUGUUGAUGGCUUUAAUUUUACAAUAUUAUCCAGUACUUGUAUAGGCGGUUGUCCAACAGAGUGUAAGGCCUACCUUGACACUAUGUUUGAACAUCCAUGCAUGAUCGAAGAGCAAUUACGUUCUUAUCUUUUGCAAUUUUGGCAAAUGUAUAAAUAUAACAUCAUCACUGACUUGUUUAAGGUCUGCUAUCCCGAUGGAUUACCACCUUUACCGACUACAAUUACUCAAAGUACCACUGUGGCCUCUACCAAGAGUGUCCCAACUGAUCCUAAUGAAAGUUCUUCUGGUGAUCCUUCAAAGGUUGACCUAACUGAUCCUACCAAGAGUGUCCCAACUGAUCCUACUGAAAGUUCAUCUGGUGAUCCUUCAAAGUUUGACCAAACUGAUCCUACCAAGAGUGUCCCAACUGAUCCUAAUGAAAGUUCUUCUGGUGAUCCUUCAAAGGUUGACCAAACUGAUCCUACCAAGAGUGUCCCAACUGAUCCUACUGAAAGUUCCUCUGGUGAUCCCUCAAAAAAUGACCAUACUGAUCCUACCAAGAGUGCUUCUGGUGACUCGGUUGAUGUUACCGACAGCACAGUUGCUGGCAACAAUGCUAGUACUAUCUCUUCUGUUAAUGAUACGAAAAGUACGCCUGAGAGCAACACCGAUGGCAAGAAUAAAACUUGUGUCAAUAGGCCAACAAGCAUUACUGCUCUAAUUAUAAUAAUUGGCAUUUCGUUGGUUUUCAAACUCUAAUGAGAGAAUUGUUUUGAUAAAACUGCUUUUUAAUUGUUGUAUCAUUUGGCUUUAUUUGUUUAUUAAAAGUUGUUACUAUUACAUGGACAGGGCCAAAUAUAUAUCUAUAUUGUUGAUGGUACUGAAAUAGAAUUUUUGUUUGCAAACGAAAAUUUAUGCUUAAAACUAAAAUUAAAGCAUGAAAAAGUAUGCGAUUAAAUUUUUCCAUCUUAAAGGGACAUUCCUCAAUUUUUGUAGUUCAAAAAUUCUUUUCGGCUCAAAUUUGUGUAAACUAUGCACCAAAAUCUAGAGAAAAUUAAAUGUGCCCUUUAUCGUAUCUGAAAGUGAAAGUUUUAACUAAAAAAUCCAGUCGUAAUUUGUUAAACGCCAAAAAUAUGUAAAAAUAGUACGUAGAGUUUAUAGUUUCAAAAUAACUACUGUACGGAUUUGCGUAAAAUAAAAUACCAAUUGUACUGAAAUAUGUCUCCUACGUAUUUUACAGAUUUCAACUAAUAAUAUCCAGCCGAAACCGAAACUGAUUAAUUAACAAUUAGUACUCUCCGUUUUUAAUUAACCCUUUUAAAACAAAUACAGUUUUAUCAAGAAAAUAAGCAGAUAUAAAUAGCAUACUUUAAGGUAUAAUUUACUACGUUUUUGAUAAUGAAAACUUUUACAAAAAGGGGAGUACCCCUUUAAAUAAACCAUUUUUUUUUGGUCCCUGAUAAUAUGUAAGUUUAUUUUGUAUUUUGAGCAGUCAAGUUUUUUUCUUUAAUACAUAAGGAGUUAUUUGUUUAUAGUUAAUCAUCACUUGAGAACGUUACCUGUAUGUGUAAUGAAACGUUGUGUUUAAAUAAUCAAUAAAAGUCUAUAUCC
Molecule: messenger RNA, 3079 nt
Organism: Lottia gigantea (owl limpet)
Lineage: Eukaryota; Metazoa; Mollusca; Gastropoda; Lottiidae
Exons: 9
Coding region: 53-2227 (724 amino acids)
Molecular function (GO): dopamine beta-monooxygenase activity; copper ion binding
Source: RefSeq, a predicted model, not a curated record